Molecule: messenger RNA, 1460 nt
Organism: Triticum dicoccoides
Lineage: Eukaryota; Viridiplantae; Streptophyta; Magnoliopsida; Poales; Poaceae
Product: E3 ubiquitin-protein ligase MIEL1-like
Exons: 12
Coding region: 166-1032 (288 amino acids)
Biological process (GO): protein ubiquitination; ubiquitin-dependent protein catabolic process
Cellular component (GO): nucleus
Molecular function (GO): ubiquitin protein ligase activity; zinc ion binding
Source: RefSeq, a predicted model, not a curated record
GGAGCGCCGGCCUCCACCUUCCUUCCUUCCUUCCCUCUUCGUAUCGCGCGCCAUUUUGACCCAUAGGCCCCUUCCUUUACUCCUUUCUACCACUCUGCCACCGACUCCUCCCUCCCCUUCCCCUUCCCCACCACCACCCUCUCGCCGCCGACGCCGCCGCCGGGGAUGGGGGGAACGCACUUCGCCGACGACGACCUCGCCCACGAGGCCACGGGCGACGGAGAUGUGGGCCGCCGCGACGUGGGCAAGAUGGAGCACGGGUGCGAGCAUUAUCGGCGGAGAUGCAAGAUCGUAGCGCCCUGCUGCAAGGAGGUGUUCCCCUGCCGCCAUUGCCACAACGACGCCACGGCUUUGGGUGAUCGGCAUAAUAUAUGUCGCCAGGAUGUUGAAAAAGUAGUGUGUGUACUCUGUGAUACUGAACAACCGGUGUCACAAGUGUGUGUAAGAUGUGGAGUCAAUAUGGGAGAAUACUUCUGUGAUGUAUGCAAGUUUUAUGAUGACGACACAGAGAAAGGGCAGUACCAUUGCCAUGAUUGCGGCAUAUGCAGGGUUGGCGGCAAGGAAAACUACUUCCACUGUGCAAAGUGUGGGUCAUGUUACGCUGUUGCAUUGCGUGAUAACCAUCAGUGUGUGGAGGAUUCAAUGAGACAGAACUGCCCAAUCUGUUAUGAGUAUCUAUUUGAUUCAUUAAAAGGAACAAGAGUUCUAAACUGUGGACACACGAUGCACAUGGACUGUUUCGCUGAGAUGGUGGACCAUAAUAAAUACACUUGUCCAAUAUGCUCUAAGACAGCUCUUGACAUGACAGUUCACUGGGGCAUGUUGGAUCAAGAGAUUGAAGCAACAAUUAUGCCUCCUGUAUAUCGUUACAAGGUUUGGGUUCUUUGCAAUGACUGCAACAAAGUCUCAGAAGUGGACUUCCACGUGAUUGGCCAUAAGUGCAGCCAUUGCAACUCAUACAACACUAGAUCGACGUCGCGGCCUGCAGAUUUAUCAGGAAGCAGUUCUCCGUCGACAACAGACUCAUCUUAAGACAACCUCCUGUAGAGAAUACAUCAUACUGGUGUAUCACCUGGUCUGUGCAACCAAUGCCAGAACCAUACACAUAGAAGAAGCAUUGUUUCGCGGCAUUGCCCGUCUAGUGUCAGCCCCAUCCCUGGGCCUUUGCCGCUUUACCAUUCUACCAAGAUUCAAUUCAUCUCUUGAAUCGUCAGCUACUAGUGUAUUGCUGCGAACAGCGUUGCUUGAUUACUUGGAAGUCUGUCUUAAAUCUGUAAUACAGCACCAUUACUCUGUACCACCGUGGAUGAAGCCCAGCAUAUGCUAUAUUCCCCAGGAGUUGAAUUCUGAGCUGCUGUAAUCCAUGGGAAUUGUGUGUACGCUGCUGUUGUCAGGUCCCUGAUUGUGUUAUUCUCACAAUUUGAGAGAAGUUUAUUAGAUUUUUACACCAAACCUUUUGA